This is a messenger RNA of Phytophthora nicotianae INRA-310, 500 nucleotides long. RefSeq lists its product as hypothetical. Lineage: Eukaryota; Oomycota; Peronosporomycetes; Peronosporales; Peronosporaceae. The record is from RefSeq and is a predicted model, not a curated record. Bases 27 to 500 code for a protein of 157 amino acids. The transcript has 3 exons.
AGCAAAGUGAUCAAUCGUGAGGAGUGAUGGUCACAUCGGCAUUCGAGGCGGAGUUGGCGUCGGAAGGUGCAACGGGCAGCGCUGAGGCGCAGCUGGCGUUUCAGGAGGAGUUUGCGCUCGCAGACAGCGUGGCGGCCAAGCUGCAGCUGGUGCACAAGACCUUCGUGCCGGGUACACCCGAUUUCUGGUUCUACUCGUCGCUAUGUACACUGCUCGAGGUACAGACACUACUGGAGACUGAGAAGUAUGAGGCAGCGUGGCAGAUGCUGGGAGAGAACAAGAUGCAGCUGGAGACGGUAGAACGGGAGCUCACGGGAAGGAGCUGCUGGCGACGCUCCCAGCGUAUCCACAGACGGCGACUGUUACUGGAGUUGGACCUGUUGUACAAGCUCAAGAGGCCACAAGAGGAGAUUAAGAAUGCGACGCAACAGCUCACGACGGCGCUGCAAGUGAAUUAUCAGGACCCCGAGCCAGCAGGAGCUGACCUUCCUGAGCUAUAG